ACGCUAUUUGUCAGUGGUCUCCCCAUGGACGCGAAACCACGAGAACUGUAUCUUCUAUUUCGAGCGUACAAGGGGUACGAAGGAUCUCUCCUGAAGAUUACCAGUAAGAAUGGAAAGACAUCUUCGCCAGUUGGGUUUGUAACGUUUACAACAAGGGCAGGGGCUGAGGCGGCAAAACAGGACCUCCAGCAAGGGAUUCGCUUCGAUCCUGACCUUCCUCAGACGAUCCGUCUUGAGUUUGCGAAGAGUAAUACCAAGGUUAGCAAACCAAAACAACAGUCUCCUCCUGCAGCAACUACUUAUCCUACCUUACUGCACCCCGUCACCGGACAAGAAAUUGGAACCGCUCUGUUUCCGGGUGUUCAUGAUGGCUGGUCACCACAUCCUCUUUCUUAUGCUGAAGUACCAGUUUCGUCAGCUCUUCAUUCCCCCGCUUUGUUACAUCCGGCGUUGCAUGCUCAACUUCCGCCCCACAUGGCGGUACCACAUCCUGCCCUCACGCACGCCGCUCUGGCAGGAAGUGCACCUAUCCACGCCACAAUACCACCCUCCCACCUAGUGGCGAGUCCGGCGUUAGCGAGUCCUGUAGGAUCUGCCUCUUCUACUAAUAAUACACCUCCUUGUUCAACUCUCUUUGUUGCGAAUCUGGGCCAAUUUGUUUCAGAGCAGGAACUCAAAGACUUGUUUGGCUGUUUUCCCGGUUUUUGUCGAUUGCGAAUGCACAACAAAGGAGGAGCGCCAGUGGCUUUUGUGGAAUAUCAGGAUGUACGUCUAGCAACACAUGCUUUGAACGCUUUCCAAGGCUACGUUUUAUUUUCGUCAGAUCGCGGAGGAAUACGAAUUGAAUACGCAAAGAACAAAAUGGGAGAGGUUUCACGUGAUUGAAAGAAGACAAGUGAACCAAGAGAGAUGUUGUAAUAUUGAAUUAAUGACUUUGUUAUUGGAAAGCGUAUUUGAAGCGUAGUAUAACGCGUAUAAACUGUGACAAGAACAAUGAGUGUUACAAGGACUAUAACAAGGUUUGGUUUUUUAUUAUCCUGGAUUGAAGACUGUUUCAAUCUUGGAAUUGGACCAUUUUUUCCAUUAUAUUGAUAACGUAAAAACGAAUAGAGUUUUAAGUUCUGAACAAUUAUUACUUUUUACUUACAAUUUUUUGUG
Molecule: messenger RNA, 1158 nt
Organism: Limulus polyphemus (Atlantic horseshoe crab)
Lineage: Eukaryota; Metazoa; Arthropoda; Merostomata; Xiphosura; Limulidae
Product: protein couch potato-like
Exons: 9
Coding region: 25-885 (286 amino acids)
Molecular function (GO): mRNA binding
Source: RefSeq, a predicted model, not a curated record